CACACCCCGCCCGCCAUGCGCUGCCCUCCUCCUCCUCCUCUUCCCACCGAGCCCGAUGACUCCAGGUUGCUCAGCAUUCCCCCCUGCGGGCACUCGGCGUGUGUCAGCGCAGCGCGGCGCACGUUCGGUUUCACAACGCGCAGGGAUCGGCGGGGGUUGCGCCUUUCGUUUCCCUCGCACGCUACACCCGGAUUCCAGACGCUCUCUGGCUUGGCUGCUGCAUGGACUCAGAGCACAGGUCCCUUGCCGUACCCAGCGGAGGCAGAGGGGGGUCCCCUGGGCUCCCGGGAGUGGACCAUGGAGACGCCAGUUGUGUUCCUGCUUUGCAUCUCGGUUUUCCCAGGCUUUUCCCAGGGCAGAGUGGUCGGAAGGGAUGAAGCUGGCUUCGCUGAGUGUAACGUGUUCUUCCCUGGACAAGUCCCACCGAAGGGUUUUACACAGCCGUUCCACGUGAAAAUCUGUCAGCAGUACAACAAAGAGCCGCGCUUUGCAACCCUCUACAGCACUAAGGACAAAAUCCCUCUUUAUUCAGCUUUUAAGUACACGAAGGCAGCCCAAAGCGAGGAGGAGAGCUGGCUGGUCGAGCCGCAGAUAGAUGACCCAGAAAAUGACCUGCAGGAGAUGGUGCAUGAAGCUGAUAUUGCUGGCACUGUGGCCAACCUUGGUGCAAACCAAGCCCUGACCUCAGACUAUGUGGACUCUGGCUACGAGAGGGGUCUGCUCAAUCCCAGCCUGCUCAAUGAGGAGGAUUUCCAGAUGGCCACUUACACCCUCACAAAUGCCGUCCCUCUGAGCCCAUCUGUGAGCAAAAGCUGGCACAGAGACAUUGGGAAGGUAGUGGAGGAAGGUCUGGUCCCUCACUGCUCCAAGAAGGAUCACCUGUAUCUCCUUGCAGGGGCAAUUCCUUCCAGAGCCCAGGUUAAAGGCAAGCUGUCGGUGCCAGAGACACUGUGGCUGGCAGCCUGCUGUGAUGCUCCAGACGGAUGGUCCCUGGGAAUAGUGAAAAGCACGAAUGAUGACAACAGCUUGGCAGACCUCACAGUAAGAGAGCUGGAGAAGAAGCUUCUAACAGGAGUUCGCUUGUUCAAGGGCAGCUGUGGGGAAGACAACCAAAGCCAGGAGAAAACAAGAGCAAUACUGCAAGCUGUCAGUCAGGUCCGCUCUGGAGAGCAAGUGAGAGCCAGUGAGAGCCAGGAUGCCAAGGAGAGCGGGUUGGUGAGGAAAGUGGCUGGCAUCAUCGCUACCCCUUUCAUCAAACUCCUGGAACUCCUCAUCUAUGUGCUUGUGGAGCUGGUGAAAUACGUGUUCUAUUUUCUGUGGCUUGUUAUCAAGCGGGUUGGUGGUACUGUUCUGGAUGGAGUCUGCAACCUGUGGAAUGGGGUGGUGUUCUACCUUAAAAGCAUCACCAUGGUGCUCAUCAGCAUCCCUUAUGAUGUGGGGAGGGUCAUCGUCAACAUCUUCAUGGGCUUCCUGCAAAUCGUUGAAGAUGUGGCAUCCCUCACCUACAGGAUCCUGCGCAUCCCUGUGGGGUUUGUCCUUCACCUCGCUGCUUUCCCUUACCACUCCAUCUGUGCCAUUCCCUCUGUCCUCAAAGACAUGGCCAACGGGAUCGGGGGCACCUUCUCCCUGGUCAUCGAUGCCACAGCCACCAUUCUGCACGGCUUCUAUUACCUGGCUUGUCACAUAGUCAGACGUUUUGUCCCUAAAGCCUCCUCUGAUGACUGAUAAGGAUGGAAAGAAGGCUGCAAAGACACAGAGUAAAGGAGGGAGUGGGGCAAUGCUUUAAGAUACGUGGCCAAGCGCUGUCCAUUCUGUUCUGGUAUUUAUUGUAGUGACAUUAAUAAUAACAAACCAACUGGGGAGUAACA
Melopsittacus undulatus (budgerigar) is the source of this 1868-nucleotide messenger RNA. It is a transcript of the gene ENDOD1, whose product is annotated as endonuclease domain containing 1. Lineage: Eukaryota; Metazoa; Chordata; Aves; Psittaciformes; Psittaculidae. Gene Ontology annotation, molecular function: hydrolase activity; metal ion binding; nucleic acid binding. The record is from RefSeq and is a predicted model, not a curated record.